CAUUUACUAUAAAAAUGUCCUAAAAGUCUUGUUUCGUCGUCAACUCAUCCGAUUUAAUACUACUCCUCUUUUCCUCUCUUCUCCUCGGCCUUUCUUCCCUUUCGCUUCACAUUAAACAAAAGACACGAAAAUACUCAAUGGGGGUCUUCCUUGAUGGAGAGUGGGAAUCAAUUUGCAAACUCUUCACAGUGGACGACUCCCCUGCAGAUCUCACUGCUAAUUUUCUCGAAUACUUUUCUCCUACAACUGAGCAGGAUCAUAAUCUCAAUUAUGCACCACCAUUAAGCUUUUCUCACGAAUGUAAUUAUAUUCUUCCUCAUAUAGAUAAAAAUUCUUAUUCUUCUUUACAUAAUUUCCUAGAAACAACAACUCAUACUCAUUCUCAUAGUUGUAGUGAUGAUUUGGCUAUAUCCUCUGACAUCUUAUCCUGCAUUGAUUUCUCAAUGAUUCACGAUGGCUCAUUGAGCCCGUUGUUUCUUCGUGAUACAGAAACUAACACCACUACAUUUAACAAUAAUAAUAAUAAUAAUAAUAAUAAGUCUGUUAAUAUGACAUUACCUAACACGGAGCUGAAUCUCAAGAGAAAGCGCCAGGCACCUGUCCUUGAAGACGACGAGGAAGAAAGAAAGAGGUUGGUUGAAACACCAAUGAAGAAUGCUCGAGUUUCAUAUACUAGUGCAAAAAAGAGGAAAACGCAACAAAAGUGUGCUGAAGACAUCACUCCAACUGUAAAUACCAAGGAGAAUGAUGAUAUUCCGGAUUCAAAUUCAGAUGACUCUAAUAACCUCGAGGAAAUUAAUGAAACAGAAGAUUCAACUUCCAAUAUUAGUGUAUCAACUACCUCGACUGGUAAAAAAAGAGCCUGCAGGGGUGCUGCAACUGAUCCUCAGAGCCUCUACGCAAGGAAAAGGAGGAUGAGAAUCAAUGAAAGAUUAAGAAUUUUGCAGAACCUUGUACCUAAUGGAACCAAGGUGGAUAUUAGUACUAUGCUUGAAGAAGCAUUUCAUUAUGUAAAGUUUUUGCAGCUCCAAAUCCGGCUCUUGAGCUCUGAUGAUUUCUGGAUGUAUGCUCCCCUUGCUUACAACGGACUAGACGUUGGAGCUUAUGGAAAUAUGCCUCCUUUCCUUGGGAUGUGAAACACUAGUAUUUCUUGUUUUGGCUAUUGUAUGUAUAAGGUCAAUUAUAUAGUAGGUUAAGAACGAGGGAAGAAACACCCCCUGCAGAAAAAUCAAAUACCAAACAAAACGAACGUGUGGUUAAUCUCCAAGGAUCUCUUAGCUAUGCAAAUAGUUAGUUCACAUAGUGCUCAAUCAAAUUUGUUCAAAUGCAAUUGCACAAUGUUGAAGCAUAUUAAGUAUCUUCAUGUUGUGAUUUACAAUAUCUUGUUUCAAAGAAACGAUAAUGUAAUUCGUAUGCAAUACAAUCAUGUAAUUUACUA
Molecule: messenger RNA, 1438 nt
Organism: Spinacia oleracea (spinach)
Lineage: Eukaryota; Viridiplantae; Streptophyta; Magnoliopsida; Caryophyllales; Amaranthaceae
Product: transcription factor RSL3-like
Exons: 5
Coding region: 138-1136 (332 amino acids)
Biological process (GO): regulation of DNA-templated transcription
Molecular function (GO): protein dimerization activity; DNA-binding transcription factor activity
Source: RefSeq, a predicted model, not a curated record